Kwoniella botswanensis is the source of this 492-nucleotide messenger RNA. RefSeq lists its product as uncharacterized. The transcript is spliced from 6 exons. The coding region runs from base 1 to 492 and encodes 163 amino acids. Gene Ontology annotation, cellular component: membrane. Lineage: Eukaryota; Fungi; Basidiomycota; Tremellomycetes; Tremellales; Cryptococcaceae. The record is from RefSeq and is a predicted model, not a curated record.
AUGUCAUACGCCUACUUAGCUUCCACUCCAGGUCUUCAAUACAACUAUUCCCUCUAUGCUAUUCCAGUGGGAUGGGUCGUUGCGAUGGUGCCGUUGUGGUGGGCUGCACCUAUAGCCAAUAGAGCUUCUAGAGGUACCUAUGAUAACGCGAACCCGAAAGAUAGUUGGGCGAAUAUCGAUUCGAAACCUAUCCCUCAGCAGUUAAAAGGAAGAAUCAAGCGAGCUAUAGCUGCUGAAAACAACACCCACACGAACCUACCCCUCUUCGCUGCUGCCCUGGUAGCAGCCAAUGCCGCACACGUAGAUUCUUCUUCACUGCAUUUCCACGCCUCACUUUGGGUAGUCAGUAGGAUAGCUUAUACUUUGGCUUAUAUCUUUAUCGAAGAUCGUAAAAAGUCAUUUAUCCGUUCAAGUUUAUUCGGUGUAGGCAUCUAUUCUUGUUUUGCCUUGAUUAUCAAGGCUGCUAAGAAGUACUCGGCUGUGCCUUGGUAG